CGCAGAUUUACUUCAUCAAUGAUCGGGAGCCUUGAUCUUUUUGGAUUGACCUUGUUGCACGAGUCGAGGCAGCCUCCAGUAAUUUCCCCCUGUAGUCGUGGAAACGGUGGUUGCGGCCAUUUAUGUUUCAUUGUUCCAGAUGGAUACCGUUGUGGAUGCCCUAACGGCACAGCGUUACGUGAAGAUGGUUACUCCUGCCAAGAGGCAAACUUUACAAACUGUCGCAACCAGCCUUGUCAGAAUGGAGGAACAUGUUAUUUUAACUUCCAAAGGUUUGCUGAUGAUUGCACCUGCGGUGAAUACUAUGCGGGAAAAGACUGGUUUGUAUCUCGGUGCAGGUGCUGUUGGCAUCACCCUGGAGAUGAACGUUAAAGAGUGGGAAGAAGAAAAAUUUAAACAAGCAAUCAUGAGAGGGCUGGACGACUAUUGUAAGGGAGACAUCUGUGGCUUGAGGAAUGAAUCAAUUUCAAAGCAGUUCUGUCCCUGUUUCCUGAAUAACUCUGCCUUCAGUGCAACUCAAGUUACUAUCAUUGGGAAGCCCGUGGCGUCGCCUUCAAAUCAUACUAAAGUGGACUUUGUAGUUAUUCUUCGUCCAGUAUCAUCUUCAAAACCGUUGGUUGUCUUGAAUACUACAUUGGAACAUAUUGUUUGGGAAAGAGCUAACUCCAUCAGUAAACAUCUCAACAAAACCGUCCUUGUAAAUAAUCUUCCUCCAUCAUCGGACACACGUUGUAAUGAUGUUAAGUCAGUGGAAAAGGAAGAGAAGAGAAAGAGCAAAAAUACUGCAAUAGCAAUAGGAAUAAUAACUCCUGUCGUGGUCAUUUUACUUGUUUCAGUUGUUGUGGCUCUUUGGUACAGGCGAAAACGGGACAUUCUAGCGAAUCAGCUAAGAGACAACAAUGAAGAGGAAAAUGACGACGGGUACGAGUUUGACUUCCUAGCAGACCAAAGAGAAAAUCAGCAAAGAGACAACAAUGGAGAGGGAAAUAACGGCGGGUACGAGUCUAACCCCCGAGAGGAACAAAGAGACAACAAUGGAGAUGGAAAUGAUGGCGGGGACGAGGCUAUCCCCCUAGCGGGACAAAGAGAAAAUCAGGAAAGGGGCAACAACAGAGAGGGAAAUUAUGGCGGGUACGAGGCUGUGCACCUAGCCAGACAAAGAGAAAAUCAGCAAAGGGGCAACAACAGAGAGGGAAAUGAUGGCGGGUACCAGGCUUUGCACCUAGCCAGACAAAGAGAAAAUCAGCAAAGGGGCAACAACAGAGAUGGAAAUGAUGGCGGGUACCAAGCUUUGCACCUAGCCGGACAAAGAGGAAACCAGCAAAGGGGCAACAACAGAAAGGGAAAUGAUGACGGCAACGGAGAGGGAAAUAACGGCAGUUGCAGGAUUGUAAACGACAAAGAUUUCAAUAACAGGCAAAUAUCGUUCGUUGGUGCAAAUCGGGACAUUGUAGACAAUCAAAGAGAAAAUUUAAGCGGGCAGCGAUCAGCGGCAGGCUAUGAGGACAUGAGCUUCCCUCAAGGGUUGCCAAUGCUUCAAGAUACGUCCAGUGGUGCAAUGGACAGUCGGAACAUUCCAGGUAAUCAGCAUAAAGAGAACAGUAACCAACAAGACUGUGAUGUCAAGUAUGAAAACGAGGUUGCUCAUCAGAAUGACAACCAGCAGUUACAGGAAGCCUAUGAGGACAUGAGUGCCUCUCAAGCGCUGGCGACAGCACGUCAACCAGUUGAAAAUGAUGAUGUUUCGGGCACAAACUAAUCCAGUGCAAUGUACGGACGAGAUAAAGAAGAAUCCGCGUUGACAACUUUUAGGCUAAUAGGAAUUUACAAAAUGUUUGUACCGCUUUUCCCCAGGGUAAAUAAUGUCCUUUUCACUCCCUAACAGGACGUUUAUAACGAAAUUCGCAAUUUCAAUAGCCCUUUUAUCAGUUAACUUUUCUCAUCUGCAAUACAAUAUCAACUAGCAUGUGUGCGAGGUAAUUUUGGGCUAUUUUGUAGUUUCAGGCCGAAAUUGCCUGGCAUCCCCGUUGGAUUAUAUUGUAAUACAAAUGAGAAAAACUAACCGUGAAACUAAAACGGUUAUUGCCUCUCAGUGGUAGAGUAAGUGGUAGAUGUCGUAGUAAAUAGUGGUCAAGUUAUGCUUUGAUCCCCUGCAAGUAAAUGUCGAGAGCAGUAUGGGAUUGUGUUUAAAUGCUGGCAGUAUGUUUCCUGAGUACGAGUGAUUUAUAACAGAGAUUUUUAUGGCCUUUUAAAUUGUUCUGCACGUACUUUAGUACAGUCCUUAUUAUCAGAGAAAAUAUAAUUUAAAUUGUGCUCGUAAACUGGCGCAAUUUUUUUGUGCUUAUAUGAAGUAACUGUCGAUCUCUUAUGUAAGUAGCGUUACUUUUUACUGAAGUAAACAUCGCAUAGUUUUAUAGGUAGGUAGAGUCUGCAGGUAGGUGGGUAAAGUCUGCACGCGGGCCAAGUGGUCCAUCAGGCCGGAGGUAAUCCCGGUUUCUGUAACAUAAAGCGACUAGGUAUAUUUUCACUCUUCAAUAGAUAGGAUGCUUGCUAACCCAUCGCAAGGUUACCUUCACCGGUACCCAUUUAUACGCCUGGGUGGAGAGAAGCACUAUGAGAGUUAAGUGUCUUGCCCAAGAACACAACACAAUAUCCCCGGCUAGAGCUUAAAUCCGGACCGCUCGAUUCCGAGGCGAACGCACUAACCAUGAGGUCCCCGCGCCUCUUUUUAUGGCAGAGCUACAUUUGCGACAGAACUAGAGAUAACGAAUUUAAACGAUUAAUAACGUAAUAGUUAUUUCCAUUUACUAAUUACUAACGUUGCAAAAAAAGUUUUUAAAUGACAAUUUUUAUGACAACUAUCUGGUAAGUAUACAAUAGAAGUCCAAGAUCUACAAAACUGCAUAAAACAGAGACACUCCGAGUGCUCUGAUUGGUGAAACCAAUUACCAUUGUCCCGGUAACCACCCAGUUACCGAUAAGGCAGCACUACGUGGAAAGACAAAGAAUUCCCGACUUAUUUUUUUAGUCUUCUUUUGGUCUAUCAGUUUAUUAACACUUAGCGUUGACCACUGAAA
Orbicella faveolata is the source of this 3077-nucleotide messenger RNA. RefSeq lists its product as uncharacterized. The record is from RefSeq and is a predicted model, not a curated record. Lineage: Eukaryota; Metazoa; Cnidaria; Anthozoa; Scleractinia; Merulinidae.